AUGCCGUGCACCUGCGCGCCCGCCUCCGGCCUACUUUCGCCUCUCCCAUUCCCUCCGGAAAUCAAAAAUCGAAUCCUCCACUUCCUUCUCACUACCACCACCUGCAAUAGCCAUUUCAUCGAUCUCCUUUGCCUCGAAAAGGCCGUGUACGCCUUCCACGCCAAGGAACUCUAUCGCCAAGUGACUCUGGACGGUGACAGCGUCGCGGCCUUAUGGAAGGGCUGCGACUUUGAUGUCGACCAAGACCAGCUGCCCGACGAGUCUGUGCUGGAGCUUUAUUCUGACGAGAAGCAAAACCCAACCUCUCGAAUCCCCUUCUCGUACCCCUCGGCCGUCCGAAAGCUCUUGCUUAUCAGACACUGUUUGUCUCUGCACCUUCGCACCGGCGAUGCCGCAGACUGUUCUCCUGGCUCAGUCCCGGAAAGCCUCUUGCCCAUCAUGGAAAGGCUUCAUGUCAGUGCACCACUAUUCUGUGGCGUGCAGAACCUUAUCAUCGGGGAGGAGUACUUGGCGUACAUCUCAGGGGCGCUGGAGGCAGGUAUGGACUUCGUGAGACCCCUCGGAUUCAUUUCCGAAAUCAUCCCCCGAACUCUCUCUUCUGUCUGCAUCUACUGGCCGGACGAAGCCCACGAAGGGCUCGGAGAAGAGCUGAACGAUCUUCUGUGGUCCAAAACCCUCGUAUGCAAGAAGCUCGUCAUUCACAAUGCCGACCCCGACCAACUUCCUCCCAUCUUCGACAUCCAAGAGCUUGUCCUCGACCUCACUCCUGAGGCAUACAUCAAGGGAAUGGAUGAGCGCCGCUUGGGCCACAAGAAGAUACAUACCUGCUACAGGUGGCUGACAACCUUGGUUGAAGAGCUGUUGUCGUCGGCAGACAAUGGACACGCAAUCCGUUCCCUUCCUGACCUUACGUUUGCGAAUCUUUACACAUGGAAGUCUAGCACUCCCAACUCCGUCUUACGCUACAACACCGACGUCGAAUUGGGUGGUGACGGUUGGUCCGACGACACUGGGACUGUCGUCUACGACGCUGCUUGUGGGUUUAGCGCUGAAGAGCAGAGGGUGCUUGAAGAUUUCUUCCCCCGCGAUAUGGGCCCGCGAUACUGUCAUUGCUGUGCUCCUUUUGUGCCACAGGGUGCUGUUGACCUCUGGCACUAUGUAGGUGCCAAGAAUAAGAAGGGGGAAGUAUACGACAGAGUGUCGAAGGAGGACGUAUACGACAGGAUCUUCAGGGACUUUGGGCUCUGA
Cryptococcus amylolentus CBS 6039 is the source of this 1248-nucleotide messenger RNA. RefSeq lists its product as hypothetical. The transcript is spliced from 2 exons. The coding region runs from base 1 to 1248 and encodes 415 amino acids. Lineage: Eukaryota; Fungi; Basidiomycota; Tremellomycetes; Tremellales; Cryptococcaceae. The record is from RefSeq and is a predicted model, not a curated record.